AUGGCACCCCCAGUAAACGACAAGAAGAUUAAGAACAGAAGAAGGAAGAAGAGAAGAACGGAAGACUUUUCCUCUGAUUCAGACUCAGACUCCUCUUCAGAUAACGAAAGUCCAUCUGAGCCACAAAAAACAGAAGUUCCACAGCCUAAAGCAGACAUUGACAUCAACGAUGUGGAUAUGGAGUCUGAUGAAGAGACUCCCAAGACGGCAAACGAGCCACUUUCAAAAGAAGUACUGGAGAAAGUCCGGAGCAUAAAAUUCACCUCGUUAGAGAACCAGUCACUGGCCGAGGCACAGGAGACUCUCAAGAAAGACAAACAGCAAGUUGAAAACGAAUACUUGGCACUCAUGGCAUCUUCAUUUGCAAAUGACAUUGAUGAACUUCGAAAGAAGCCUGACUUUACAGACAAAUCGGUGGUGAUGUUGGCCAAGACGCUACAAUCUGGAAGCAACAUGUUCGAUGAGGACUCACUUGAUGCAUUGCUCAAGAAGUGA
Messenger RNA from Candidozyma duobushaemuli, 495 nucleotides. RefSeq lists its product as uncharacterized. The transcript has a single exon. Gene Ontology annotation, cellular component: preribosome, large subunit precursor. The record is from RefSeq and is a predicted model, not a curated record. Bases 1 to 495 code for a protein of 164 amino acids. Gene Ontology annotation, biological process: ribosomal large subunit assembly. NCBI's taxonomy places the organism in Eukaryota, Fungi, Ascomycota, Pichiomycetes, Serinales, Metschnikowiaceae.